GCAAUAUUAAAACUGCUCACGACACGAGAAAGUCAGGUCCAUCCGGACGGGAAGUGAAGGAGGCAUUUCCCCAACUCGUAUAUGCAUGGAUGUCGCAACUGAGAAAGCGAUGUAUCUGUCGGGUAUCCGUUUCCGGAAUUGUCCAGGACAAGAUAUGGCCAAGCUAAAGAAAUCGAAAGCGAGGCGGAGAAGGCGGAAAGAGUUGAUUCUUAUACAGUUAUGCUUGUUCGGAGGUUUCCUUCUCGUCUUCAAGGGGUUGUCCCUCUUAGUUGACGGUCCAGGUUCCAACCACAGUUCUGGUCACCAUGAGAGAUGGGAGGGAAGAAAGCUACUGCAGGAAAUAGACAACAGCAGCACAGUGGAAAUGACCAUAGAAAAUAAUUGCACUUCUCCAGCUCUACACGAGUUCCCCCGAGACCUGUUCACAAACAAAGAGAGAACAGAAGGAGCAGUGGCCUUGCAUGUGUUGUGUACUAUUUACAUGUUCUGUGCCCUAGCCAUGGUCUGUGAUGACUACUUUGUCCCCUCCCUGGAGAAGAUAUGUGAGCAUCUUCAUCUCAGUGAGGAUGUGGCAGGUGCAACCUUCAUGGCCGCAGGCAGCUCAGCUCCUGAGCUCUUCACCUCCAUCAUUGGAGUGUUUGUUACCAAAGGUGACGUGGGUGUGGGCACAAUUGUUGGCUCAGCAGUCUUUAAUAUACUCUGCAUCAUUGGCGUCUGUGGCUUCUUUGCAGGACAGGCCGUGAAGCUCUCUCACUGGGCUCUCCUUCGAGAUUCUAUUUACUAUACCUUUUCUAUAACAGCCCUUAUUGCGUUCAUCCAUGAUGAAAAGGUGUGCUGGUGGGAGUCUCUUGUCCUGGUUCUGAUGUAUGUUAUCUACAUCCUCAUCAUGAAGUUUAACAGCAGGGUCCAGAAAUGCCUCAACCGUCCAAACAAGAGCUCAGUAAAUCUGGUCAGUGAGUUAACAGGAAGCAGUGAUCUGGAAGAUGUUACUUAUGAUGCGACUGCAGCCUCGCUCAACAAAGCGAAUCUCCAAUAUAAACCAUCUGUACUGAUGGUAGAUGAGCUCCUGUCUGUAUACCCACACCAACUGACUUUUUCUGAAGCUGGCAUGAGGAUCAUGAUCACCAGUCAUUUCUCCCCAAGGACCCGCCUAAUAAUGGCUUCCCGGAUGAUCAUCAGUGAGAGACAAAGAGUGAUCAACACCACUGAGACUCGGGUCAACUGCUUCACAAAGAACACUGAUUCGGCAGCCAGUGCCCAGGGAAGGCGGAGCUUACAGAACAAAGCAGCCGAGCAGAGUCUGAAGGGGAGAUACAUGCCUCAGCAACCGGACUACAUGAUGGAGAAUGAAAAUGAGGAUAACGAGAAUAAUGAGAAUGAUGGAGAGAGAAACGAUGGCAAUGAAGGCCCGUUGGUGCCUUUUAAAGCUCCAGUGGGUCUGUGUAACAAGGUGAAGUGGUUAACCAUGUGGCCGUUGUCUUUGCUCCUCUUCUUAACCGUGCCCAACUGUGGCAAGCAGCGUUGGGAGAAAUGGUUUAUGGUCACCUUUUUCACUGCGACCAUCUGGAUCGCUGGCCUCUCCUACGUGAUGGUGUGGAUGGUGACUGUGAUUGGCUUCACGUUCGGCAUCCCUGACGUCAUUAUGGGAAUCACCUUUCUGGCAGCAGGCACCAGUGUCCCAGACUGCAUGGCCAGUGUUAUAGUUGCAAGACAGGGGCUGGGGGACAUGGCCAUCUCCAACUCUAUAGGCAGUAAUGUGUUUGACAUCCUGGUGGGCUUGGGCCUGCCGUGGGCACUGCAAACUCUCUGCAUAGACUACGGCUCCAUUGUGCAUCUUAACAGCAGGGGACUCAUAUUCUCGGUUGGACUCUUACUGGCCUCAGUCUUCUUCACUGUCUUGGGGGUCCAUUUGAACAAGUGGACUUUGGACUGGAAAUUGGGCUUGGUCUGCCUUAUAAUGUACGCCAUCUUCCUCUGUUUCUCUGUCCUCAUCGAGUUCAACGUCUUCAUCUUCGUCAACCUUCCCAUGUGCAGAGACAUCCGCUGACAUUGCCGUCCUCUGCUAUUUUUUUUUUUCCUCUGGCAAAGGAAGAGGGGGCCUCACUUUUCUCUUGUCGCAAACAAUUGUGCCACCAAUGAUUUAUCUUUGGUGGAGUGCACACCGUAGAGUACAGUGGUGUGGUGCAUUAAAGUCUCAGCAACGGAGAUGGUUGCCAUUACUUUUGAAGGCAUCAAAACUUUGGAUGAUAUCAAAACUAUAUCACCACCAACAGUUGGCAAAAAGCUGCUACUGCCUGCCUGACUGAGAAAUCACACUUGAAGUUUUAGCUGAAUUGUUUGUAAGGAGUCUUGCAUAAAACCACAUAAACAAGGUUGAUCUUUGUAAAAACUAAACGAAAACAUCUUUCUCUGUAUGUAUUCAAACUGGCAGUAGCUGGAAUUCUCUUUUGCACAAGUGAUCCCAUGGCAGGGAUCAUUUUUAACUUUAGCACAGCACACUGCUUACGUAUCCCACUACUGUAAUUCACUCCAAUGUUUCAACCUUCCUCCCAUGUUUUUCUGAUGAUGGGGCAUGGUGUCAUCUCCCACUUUGCACUUACACGGGGACUGUAGUUACUUAAAAAUCUUGACAAAUUUUCAAAUUCUAAUUCUGUCCAACUUAAUGCCCAAUCUAAGUGGCAUCUCGCGCAGACACUUUAUUUACUGGCUAUGUGAUUCUGUCACUGGCAGGCACUGGACUGAAAAAUGCUCUCUCUGUGGGGAAGCUUUCGGAGAGUAUUAUGUAAAAACGUUGCCUGUUAAAAGUCCAAUUUUGUAUUGUAAAUGUUAGUUUUGUAUUUUGGACUGCGUGUGUAAGUGUAUAUGCGUGUGUGUGUGUUUGUAUGCACAAAGAGAAGCCAGCGGCAUAAUUUACAGGUACAUAAUCCUAAUUUAUUUCCAAACUAAUUUAUUCAAAGAUUAUGUCCACCACUAGUUUCAGCCCUUGGGUCGUAUGGUGAAAUUGGUGAUGAUGAUUAUGGACCUGAUGCACUGUACCUAAUAUAGAAUAUGGAGAAUCACUUGAUGUUUAUAUUCAAGAAUAGAGCUUUGUACUGUUCAUGUUUUGUAUAACUUGGAAAUAUUUUGCCACAUUCUUAUGUACUAAGAGAGAACAAAAAUGCAUUUUUUCUUAUUUUUAUUUUUUUUUCAACUAAUUCAUUUGGAGAGAAAUAUUGUAUGGCAACAGGUAAUGAAGCACAUCAUGUAAUAUAAGUGUAACCAAAAGUACUGACAUUUUAUCUUUCACAGAUUGUCUCCUCAAUUCAGUCUCAGUGAUCCAAAUUAUUUUCAUCACUUACGAUUUAAGAUGUCAAUAGAGCAAUGCUUGUAGCCAUUUUCAUUUUCCUGUUUGUGUUU
Molecule: messenger RNA, 3396 nt
Organism: Syngnathus typhle (broad-nosed pipefish)
Lineage: Eukaryota; Metazoa; Chordata; Actinopteri; Syngnathiformes; Syngnathidae
Product: sodium/potassium/calcium exchanger 3-like
Exons: 17
Coding region: 86-2047 (653 amino acids)
Biological process (GO): intracellular calcium ion homeostasis; calcium ion transmembrane transport
Cellular component (GO): membrane
Molecular function (GO): calcium, potassium:sodium antiporter activity; calcium channel activity
Source: RefSeq, a predicted model, not a curated record